Molecule: messenger RNA, 2047 nt
Organism: Chrysemys picta bellii (western painted turtle)
Lineage: Eukaryota; Metazoa; Chordata; Testudines; Emydidae
Source: RefSeq, a predicted model, not a curated record
CAGUGCCAAGCAUUCAUUAAAGUGAAAGCAGUUCCUGCUCUCAGGGAAAAGAGCCAUGGCUGCUGUCUUCCUCCCCGGUAACCUCCAAGACGAGGCGACUUGUUCGGUCUGCCUGGAGUUCUUCAAAGACCCCGUGUCCAUAGAGUGCGGUCACAACUUUUGCCGAGCCUGCAUCACCAAGAGCUGGAGAGGCCUGGAGAUGGAUUUCCCCUGCCCUCAGUGCCGGGAGAUCUUCCCACAGAAGAACUUCAGGCCCAACAGGCAGCUGGCUAACAUGUGCGAGAUCAUCAGCCAGUUUGCAGUAUCUGGGACGAAAGAGGCUCUGGAGGAGGGGCUCUGUGAGAAACACAGGGAAGCGUUCAAACUCUUCUGCAGGGAUGAUCAGAGGUCGAUCUGCGUGGUGUGUGACAGAUCCCGGGAGCACCGGCCUCACACUGUGGUGCCCGUAGAGGAGGCUGCCCAGGAGUACAAGGAACAAAUUAAGAGCCGUUUGGAUUUCCUGAAGAAAGAGAGACAAGAAUUGCUGGAAUUUAAAUCAAAGGAUGAUAAGAAAAGUCAAGAGCUACUGAAAACUAUAGAGUUGGAGCGGCAGAUGCUCAUCUCUGAAUUUGAGGGUCUGCGCCAGUUUCUGCACGACCAGGAGCAUCUCCUCCUGAGCCAGCUGGGGAAGAUGGAGAAGGGCAUCGCCAAGAAGCAGAAUGAGAACCUCACCGAGCUCUCCAAGGAGAUUUCACUCCUCAACCAACUGAUAACAGACUUGAAAGAGAAAAUCCAACAGCCGGUGCUUGAGUUGCUCAAGGAUGUGACGAGCAUCUUGAACAGAAGCAAUGGUCUGAAGUUUCAGAAGCCAGUUCCUGUCUCUUCUGAUAUGAAAAGCUCUAUCAGCAAUUUCUCUCUCAAGACUGUUGUCCUCAAGGGAGUGUUCAAGAAAUUCAAAGAGACUCUGCAGGAUGAACUGGGAAAAGGUGAAAAAGGUAAAAGGAACGUAGUCUUUACCUUGUGGUUGUAAGUUACACAGGGUUUUGGCACAGGUGCCAACUUUCUUCUUUCCGGGUGGGUGCUCCAACCCUCUCUGCCCUGAGGCCCUGCCCCCACUCUGCCCCUUCUCUCAAGGUCCCACCCUUGCUCUGUCUCUUCCUGCCCCCACUCCACUCCCUCUCCCCAGCGACUCCUGCCCACUGCUGAACAGCUGAUCGGCAGAGCCCACUACACAGCUGAUUGGUGGGUGCUGAACCCACUAUUUUUUUUUUUCCACACUGGAGCACCCAUAGAGUCGGCACUUACGAGUUUUGGUGGAGGAAAAUGACAAUUUUAAUUUUCUUCUCUCUCAAUGGUUUCCAGAUGCAGUUGGCUUAGGCCUGGUCUACACUAAAAAGUGAAGUUGACCCAGCUGUGUCGCUCAGGAGUGUAAAAAAUCCACACCCCAUAGCGACAAAGCUAAGCCAACCUAAUUCUCCAGGUAGACUGCACUAGGUCAACAGAAGAAUUCUUUUGUUGACCUACCUGCCUCUUGUGGUGGUGGAUUACCCACGUUGACGGGAACGCCUCUCGUUAGCAUAGGUAGUGUCUACACUGAAGCACUACAGUGGCCCAGCUGCAGCUGUAGCAUUUCAAAUGUAGACUCAGUUCAAGAGUCAAAAGAUGGGUUUUCUCACUGAGGGUCUGAAAGUCAAGCUGGAUCCUUUCUGCCUGUUACACACACCAGCCUGCAGCUUGCAAUGGAAAGCACAGAGAUUUUAACUUACUCUGGUUUCAUCCAAUUCCCUCUGGUUCCUCGGGCAUUUCAAACAGCAAAUUAAGGUCCCAAUUUUGCCAAACUUACACUGAGAUCUGGUCUAGAAAGUUUUACUGGCAUAGCUAUGUCAGAAAUGUGAAAAAAAAUCAUACUUCUAUGGAUAUCCAGUAGAACCUCAGAGUUACGAACACCAGAGUUAUGAACUGACCAGUCAACUACACACCUCCUUUGGAACCAGAAGUACGCCAUCGGGCAGUAGCAGAGGCCAAAGAAACGCAAAUACAGGACAGUACUGUGUUAAACGUAAACUAC